UCCGUUUCGUUCCGGUUGUAGGCAGUGGCAGUGACUGCAUUUCCUACCACGGGUCGGCUUUUAAAAAGUGCUUUCGCCCCGCCUCGUGCCACGAUUCCCCGUUUAGAUGUUAUUUUCGCGCUAAUCCGCCCUGCUUUUCUCCUAAAUCCUCUGCUCGUAGUGUUGAGGGUGUCUCCUUUGCAUCAAUGGCUUGACUUAAGGCUUUCUUUAACCUCCAGAGAAGUUCAAGACGGACCAUCUGAUCUCCUCCCCCCGGUCCCAGCAGACUAGCUGACUGCCUGGCUGCAUGUUUCAUUCGGACAGCUACAGACACGCAGCCGGCUCCGCAUGUUUUUUCCCAUAUCACGGGUAAGAGACCCUGACCGACGGAGGAUCUGCAGACGGAUCCCAGCCGUUUGUGCCCCCCUGCGAGCCUUAAUCUUCUGAAAAGUGAUGGCGGAGUGGGGAGCAGGGCUGCUCCUCUUGCUCUCCUGUGCCAGCCUGCUUCACCCGUCUGCCCCGUCCAAACACCCCAGCAAAGGUGCGUCUCCUCGCUCCUUCACCGCCUUCUGGUUCUCGGCUGAGCCUGCAGACACAGUGACCGUGCGGGGCGGCCAUGCCCUGCUGAACUGCUCGGCGCACAGUCAAUGGGGGGGGCCGCCGCGCAUCGAGUGGAGGAAGGACGGCGCCAUCCUCGAACCUGCAGCCGACGAUCGGCGGCAGCUGCUCCCCGACGGCUCGCUGCUCAUCUCUGGCGUGCUGCACGGCAAGAACAACAAGCCCGAUGAGGGUGUCUACCAAUGCGUGGCUUCCGUCGAUGGCCUGGGCUCCAUCGGCAGCCGCACGGCUCGCCUCACGGUGGCCGGUGUUCCCCGAUUCUCCAGUCAGCCGGAAGUGGCCUCGGUGCAUCAUGGCGACAGCCAGGUGCUGACCUGCGAUGUCAACCUGGAGCUGGCUGCGUUUACCCACUGGGAGCGCGAUCGGCAGCCCCUAGAGCUCAGCCCCAGGGUGCUACAGCUGCCGGGCGCCGCUGUGGUCAGCACUGCAACCGAGGCUGAUGUGGGUCGCUACCGCUGCGUGCUGGAGAACCUGGGGCCUUCCAAAGCCAGCGAGGAGGUCGAGCUGCAGGUCAUCCCAGAGGAUGGGACAGAGAGGGCGCUGCAGUUCCUGCGACAGCCGGAGUCAGUGACAGUGCUUGCUGGGGAGAGCGCACUGCUGUCCUGCGUCGCUGUGGGGUACCCCAGGCCGAGUGUGCACUGGCAGCGGGGUGCUAUGCCCCUCAGCGACAGCGAUGGACGCUUCGAGAUUGUGGGUGGCGGAAGCCUCCGGAUCAUCGACCUGACCGAGGAUGACACAGGAACCUACAGUUGUGUGGCAGAGAGCGGGAAUGAGACCAUCGAGGCGGAGGCCGAGCUCCGUGUGCGAGUUCCUCCCCGCUUCCUGAAGACUCCCUCCAGCAUCUACGCCUACGAGUCCAUGGACAUAGUUUUUGAGUGCGAUGUCACGGGUUCCCCACCCCCAACCGUCAAGUGGGUGAAAAACGGAGACGCCAUUAUUCCAGGGGACUACUUCAAAAUAAUUAACGAGCAUGACCUGCUGAUUCUGGGUCUGGUGAAGUCCGACGAGGGUUUCUAUCAGUGCCUGACGGAGAACGACGCUGGGAACGUCCAGUCCAACGCGCAGCUCAUUAUUCUGGAUCACAAUGUCCCCAUUCCCACUGCCCCUCCUCCCACACUAACCACUGCCCCUGCUGCUCAUGUAGCCCCUGCCCCCCCAGGGAGCGGCCGUGGUUCCACCCCCUCCGCCCCACGUGAUGUCGUGGCCUCGCUCGUCUCCACCCGCUUUGUGAAGCUCACCUGGCGCCCUCCCGCCGAGCCUCACGGCGACAACCUCACCUACUCAGUCUUCCACCGGCUAGAGGGGGCAGCCAGGGAGCGGGUCCAGAACAGCACGCGGCCCGGGGACCUGCAGGUGGCCGUGCAGAACCUCAUGCCCGACACCAGGUACUCCUUCCGCGUGGUGGCCCACAACCGGAUCGGCACCGGAGAGAGCUCGGCCCCCAUCACCGUGGCGACCCAGCCUGAACUCCAGGUGCCAGGCCCUGCACCUAACCUCCAGUUGGUGUCCGUCACCCCCACCUCUGUCACGGUCAGCUGGGGGACACCCCUGACGGGCAACGGCGAGAUCCAAACCUACAAGCUGUAUUACAUGGAGAAGGGUGUGGAUGGGGAGAAGGAUGUCGAGGUGGGAGGCCUGUCCUACACCGUUACUGGCUUGAAGAAAUUCAUGGAGUACAGCUUCCGCGUGGUGGCCUACAAUAAGCAUGGGCCCGGGGUCUCCACGGAGGACAUGGCCGUGAAGACCCUGUCUGAUGUCCCCAGUGCCCCCCCGCAGAACCUCACCCUGGAAGCGCAGAACUCAAAGAGCAUCAUGGUCCGUUGGCAACCCCCGCCCCCUGAUACCCAAAACGGAGAGCUGAUUGGUUACAAGGUCCGCUAUCGCAAAGGCUCACGCAAGAGCGAAGCGGUGGAGACGACAGGUGGCACACAGCUGUACCAGCUCAUCGACGGUCUGGAGCGUGGGACGGAGUACAGCUUCCGUGUUUUGGCGCUCACCGUGAAUGGCUCAGGACCAGCAACCGACUGGGCCACAGCGGAGACCUUCGAGAGCGACCUAGAUGAGAGCCGUGUGCCAGACGCCCCCACCUCCCUCCAUGUGCGCCCGCUGGUGAACAGCAUCGUGGUGAGCUGGACGCCUCCAGAGAACCAGGAUGUGGUGGUGCGUGGCUACACCAUCAGCUACGGCAUCGGAAGCCCCCAUGCCCAGACUGUCAAGGUGGACCACAAGCAGAGGUUCUACAGCAUUGAGAACCUGGAUCCGAGUUCCCACUAUGUGAUCACGCUGAAGGCGUUCAACAACCUGGGUGAGGGCAUGCCCCUGUACGAGAGCGCCAUCACCAGGCAGCAGUCAGACCCCAUAGACCCUGACGUUGAUUUGUACGAAAUCUCCCAUGCCCCAUACACCCCAGCACCAGACCCCAGCCCCAUGCUGCCACCCGUGGGUGUUCAGGCUUCUGUCCUCAGCCAUGACACCAUCAAGGUCUCCUGGGCCGACAACUCGCUGCCCAAGAACCAGAAGAUCACGGACAGCCGAUGGUAUACGGUGCGCUGGAAGACCAAUAUCCCUGCCAACACCAAGUUCAAGACCGCAAACACGACCACCCUCAGCCACAUGGUGACGGGCCUGAAGCCCAACACGCUGUAUGAAUUCUCCGUCAUGGUGACCAAGGGCAGAAAGAGCAGCACCUGGAGUAUGACGGCCCAUGGGACCACUUUCGAGAGCAUUCCCAGCUCGCCCCCGAAAGAUGUGACGGUGGUGAGCAAGGAGGGCCGUCCCCGCACCAUCAUUGUCAACUGGCAGCCCCCGUCAGAGGCCAAUGGGAAAAUCACAGGCUACAUCAUCUACUAUAGCACAGACGUCAAUGCCGAGGUGCACAACUGGGUGAUCGAGCCCGUGGUGGGGAACCGGCUCACCCACCAGGUGCAGGAGCUCACCCUGGACACUGUCUACUACUUCAAGCUCCAGGCUCGCAACUCCAAGGGCAUGGGGCCCAUGUCAGAGGCCGUUCAGUUCCGCACCCCUAAGGUGGAAUCUUCUGACAAAAUGCCUAAUGACCAAGCAUCUGGUCUUCCGAUGAAGCCUGGUGGCCGAGGUUCCGGCCCAGACCACAGCCUCGGGUCCCCAUUUGGUAAACCCGGCAUGUCGGGCAACAGCAGUGACAGCCACAUGCUGGUCAUUGUCAUCGUCAUCUCAGUGGGGGUGUUCACCAUCAUCGUGGUGCUGGUGGGGGCCUUCUUCUGUACACAACGCAGCAGUUCCCACCAGAAGAAGAAACGGGCGGCCAGCAAGUCCGCCAACAGCUCCCACAAGCACAAGUGCAGCUCCAAGGACCUGAAACCACCAGACCUGUGGAUCCACCACGAGCGGCUGGAGUUGAAGCCCAUGGACAAGUCUCCGGACCCUAACCCGGCUGUGAGCGACACGCCCAUCGCCCACUCCUCCCAGGACAUCAUGCCGGCCGACAGUAGCGUGACUACCACUGGCCACCAGAGGCGCAACUCUUACCGGGGCCUCGAGGCAGAGGACAGUGUGUCAGCACUCGGAGGAAGGCGUGGGAUCCGGCCCAAGAUAGUGAUGCCAUUUGACACGCAGCCACCGCAGCCUGUGAUUAGUGCCCAUCCCAUCCGAUCGCUCGAUAACCACCACCCGCUUGUGGGGGGGGCAGCCCCACCCUCAUGCGGUCACCUUCGCUACCCUGUCAGCCUUGGCCCCCCUCUGUCAGCCUUGGCCCCCCCCAAGUCAGACCUGUCUGACUCUGCAGAAUCCGUGAGAAGCACCCCCAGCGUAGAGCCCCUGCCGGGCUCCAUCCCGCACGCCGGUCCGACUGAGCACGCUCAGACGGAAGGCGGAUUCCACGGCUCUGCCCCUGAUGCCGAGUCUGGCUUCCACCCCCCCACUGCUCACGUCCGGCCCUCACACCCCCUCAAGAGCUUCGCUGUGCCCCCUGUACCUGCGCACGGCCCCGCCUUUGAACCAGCUUCCCUGACAGGCCCCCCCAGUCAGCUGGCCUCGGUAAAGACCGCCUCUGUCGGUACGCUGAACCGGGCACGCCCCCCCAUGGCUGUGACGGUGCCCAGCGCCCCAGACAUCCCCGAGACUAGCAAGAUGCUCGAGGAAGCAGAGAGUAGUUAUGAGCGAGAUGAAUUGAGUGAGGAGAUGGCUCACCUGGAGGGGCUGAUGAAGGACCUGAACACCAUCACCACUGCAUGAGCCCAUGCGUCAUGUGGACUGACCGUCCGACAGGUUGCAUGGACUGACUCAUAUCAAGCUUUGAGGACAUCGUCUGGCCCGACUCACUUUGUCUCAGGAAGUGAGACGGCCGAUUUUAAGAGAGCAGCCGCGUAUCCUUAGGAAUAAAUUACCUUUUUUUUUCGUUCGCAAGUCUUGGUGCUCACUCGCGAAGACUGCUCCUUCCAGAACAACAAACACAACAGACAGAGGCUUCCUCUGGUUGCCGGGGGAACCGAUUUCGAAGGAGGUGACUUUAGCACCCCUCCCGGAGAUGGAGGGUGCUGUGUUUUGUGGUGCUCGCCCCUAAAGCCCGCUGCGCUCAGACGGCAGGGCUUUUGUCGUUAACGUGUGCUUUCCGACGAAGUGAACAUGGAACCACAGUCUGUCAUUCCUACCGUCUGGCCAUUUUUAUAUCAACUGUUCAGUAUGAAGGCCUCGUACUUCCCUCCUUUGUCAUAUAUUGUGCCAUGCUUUCAUUAUGGUCUGAUAUGUUGCUGAUAUGUAUUGUUUUAUAUUCGUAUGCAUAUAGAUAUGUAUAUAUGUUUUUUAACUGCCUCAUUUCCGUUCUGUAUUGUUGUAUUUCUGGAAUCGCGGAUUUCCGCCACAGACAUGCCGCUUGUCACUUAUUGGUUAAAAUAUGCUGUCACCUGGGGGGGGCAUUUCUAAGGAUUCAUAUGUGCAGUACGCCACCUCCGCCCCCACACACACCCAUAAGCUGUUCUAGGGGCAUUUGGGAGAACAUCCCCCUGGAAAGUAAGUGUCCAUCCCUGCUGUCUGUCACCUGGGGGGUCUGCUGGAUGACAGCAGCUCCAGGCCUCCAGCCAUGAAGCACAGUGUUCUGAGGUCUUGGGCCUUUGUAGACCCCAAUUCUGCAUCCCUUGAAAGUUAGUGAAGCUCAAGGUUCGUCCCAGAAACACCCCAGCUGCCCCCCCCCCCCCCACCCCAAUCAGCGGACCCCACUGAAAACAAAUCACUGCUCUCUGAGAUGAUCACCAGGGUCGCUCCCCCUUGCUCUCUGUCUCCCACCCCUCCAACAACCUUGGUUCUAAGCGAGGCUGCUGGGCUGGGUUCUGUACGGGCUGGCUGGGCCCUCACGCUGGAAUGCAGCCUGCUGAUCAUGCUGUGCAGAGGAUGCCUGGGCAAGUCAGGGGUCUGCUGGUGAUGUCUGGGUGAACUUUGUCUACAGAGUCAGUGUUAGAAAGAAGUUAAAGCGCUCAUGUAACAGACGGUGCUCUUAAUUUUCCCCAUUUUUACCCAAAGAGAGAGGUCACUGCAAUCGCUGUUCCCCUGCACCUUGGUGAAUGUCACACUUCUCAUGAAUUACAUCUUCUUGAAUGUUAAUGUAACUAUGAAAUCCUGCUUAUGACAACAUAAGACGUUUCUAAAGGAUCGACCGGGAGAUCGUUUGUUAUGUUGUAAGCCGAACUCGUAUUGCACUUUUUCCCCACGAUUUUCAGAACUGCAUUUCUUACGUAUCCUGUGUUUUUAAGAAUAAAACUGUUUGUGUGAUUGUA
Messenger RNA from Brienomyrus brachyistius, 6344 nucleotides. Its product is annotated as neogenin-like. Lineage: Eukaryota; Metazoa; Chordata; Actinopteri; Osteoglossiformes; Mormyridae. Gene Ontology annotation, biological process: cell-cell adhesion. Gene Ontology annotation, molecular function: protein binding. Gene Ontology annotation, cellular component: membrane. The record is from RefSeq and is a predicted model, not a curated record.